Messenger RNA from Acanthosepion pharaonis, 603 nucleotides. Lineage: Eukaryota; Metazoa; Mollusca; Cephalopoda; Sepiida; Sepiidae. The record is from the annotation of a GenBank genome assembly.
AUGCGUGCGUUUCGAAUUCCUGCAAAUAAACGAAAAGGAAAUUUGUGUCGACCAUUUUCUGGUUGCUCGAAUCAGAAGGCAAAACACGUGGCCAUAGACAGACUCCUCCCGAAAAGAAACCACUCAGCCUUAGGUGGACGGUUUUUUAUGACUGUGAAACUGGCCAAGGGCCAGACAUUUUUUCUUCUUCCUGGUCAUUUAUCUAUUCAGAUAAAUAUAUGCGUUAAUGCUUCAAACUUUGUUUAUUGCUUUCUGGUGAUCUUAUUUACUUCGUCAUUCUAUCUAUCUAUCUAUCUCUGUUCAUAUCUAUCUAUCUAUCUAUCUAUCUAUCUAUCUAUCUAUCGUAGUCUUUUUUAUCUCAUUCCCUCUUCAUUUUCUUUACUUCUUACCAUUAUUUCCUUCUAUUUUUUUUUUUUUUCCAAUAUCCUCUUCUUUUCUUCCCUUUCCUUAACGUUUUUUUUUUCUCUUUUCUCUUCUAAACCAACAUUUCUAUCUUUCUCUUCUUUUUUUUAUCUCUUUCCUUAUUUCUUGUCCUACGACGCUUCUUCCUUCAUUCCUUCCUUCCUUGCUUUCACUAGUUAUUCUGGACUUUGUUUUUGUUAA